Molecule: messenger RNA, 581 nt
Organism: Ipomoea nil (Japanese morning glory)
Lineage: Eukaryota; Viridiplantae; Streptophyta; Magnoliopsida; Solanales; Convolvulaceae
Product: zinc finger A20 and AN1 domain-containing stress-associated protein 1-like
Exons: 1
Coding region: 66-572 (168 amino acids)
Biological process (GO): proteasome-mediated ubiquitin-dependent protein catabolic process
Molecular function (GO): DNA binding; zinc ion binding
Source: RefSeq, a predicted model, not a curated record
AACUCACCCAUAUAUAUAUCAGCUUCAAGCCCCAAAUCCUUACAAAUUUUCUGCGCAAUCGAUUUAUGUGCCUCUUUAUUCUCUCUUUGCCAACACCGACACAAAUCGAGGAUAUGAGUUCCGACGGGAAGGACUACGGCACCAGAUUGCCGCCGUCGCAGUCCUCUCUCUGCGAGAACGGCUGUGGCUUCUUCGGCACGGCGGCGAUGAAGGGACUGUGCUCCAAGUGCUACCGAGAUCUACGCGUGAAGGAAGAGCGAGAGGCGCUGGCCAAGCUCGCGCUGAAUACGUCUGCUAAUCUGCGUGUAGGAAUCGGUUCUUCGGCGUCGAAUCCGUCUCAGCCGGCGGUUAGCGGUGGAGAGGCGGCGGCGCCGCCCGCACCGAGUAGGUGCUGGAGUUGUAAGAAGAAGGUGGGACUUAUGGAAUUCAAGUGUAGAUGCGGUUGUACCUUCUGCCGGGUCCACAGGUACCCGGAGAAGCAUGAUUGUACCUUUGACUUAAAGGGUCAAGGACGGGAUGCCAUCGCCAAGGCUAAUCCUGUAAUCAAGGGCGAUAAAAUUGAGAGAUUCUGAAAUUCAAAA